AGAGGGAAGCUUUAUCUGCUUUAUGCUGCUGAAAAUCUCCAGAUUCCUGAAUGUCUGGAUGCUAUUCCUCUCAGUUUGGAGGUUAGAGAUCCACCAGAGGAAGUUCUGGACACUUUCUGAAAAUCUCAGCAACUUGCCUUUUUUCAGGCGAUUACUUCAAUACUGAAGCUACUUCACACAGCUGGACAGAACCUCUCCUCCAUAAACCUUGGAUCAGAUCUGGCUCCAUUCCUCUGGGACUGUUGAACUGCAACUGAACUUAUAGAGGAAUCACUUGAAGAAUGAAAACUAAUUUUAUGGCUUUUACGAGUAUUUACAGCCUCUGACUUUUCCUCAGACCUUUGUAGGAUCCCCGUUUGGCUGCAGGUGUUUCAUCUGUCCAAGUCUCAGUAGCUGAUGUCAGAAGAGGAGCUGGGACCCACCAACAGGUGACACCCUUCCCAUGAUGCCCUGCAGCUUUGAGGGAUCAUCAUGGGAGAUGAGUCUUACCCAGAAUGCCAAGCUCAGGAGCUGUUUGAUGAGUUUGUUUCAGCAUCGACCUGCAGGGCGGCGCUGCGCUGCUUCAGCCAGCUAUGCAAACAUCUGCAGCUGGAUCACAGCUCCACCGAAAAGCCUCUCUACCAACCAAUCAAACGGCGGCUCAACUACUGGAAGGCCAAUGCUCUGUGGGCCAAACUGGACCGGAGGGCGGCACAGCAGGAGUACCAGAGGGGCCGGGUCUGCAGAAACAUGACUUGUGUGAUCAUCGGGGCGGGGCCUUGUGGUCUCAGGACAGCGGUGGAGCUCUGCUUCAUGGGAGCCCGAGUGGUAGUCCUGGAGAAAAGGGAGUCGUUCUCCAGAAACAACGUGCUCCACCUUUGGCCCUUCACCAUCUACGACCUGAGGGGUCUCGGGGCCAAAAAGUUCUAUGGAAAGUUCUGUGCAGGCUCCAUCGACCACAUCAGUAUCCGUCAGCUGCAGCUCGUUCUGCUGAAGGUGGCCUUGCUCCUGGGGGCCGAAGUUCAUGUCAAUGUUGAGUUCAAGCAGCUGGUGGAGCCACCAGAAGACCAGCACAGAAACAAGGAGGGCUGGAGGAUGGAGGUGAGUCCAAAGUCCCACCCAGUCAGUCAGAUGGAGUUUGACGUCAUCAUUGGAGCAGAUGGACGCAGGAACACGCUGCCAGGUUUCAGGCGUAAGGAGUUCAGGGGGAAACUGGCCAUCGCCAUCACAGCCAACUUCAAAAACAGAAACACCUCAGCCGAGGCCAAAGUGGAAGAGAUCAGCGGAGUGGCUUUUAUCUUCAACCAGAGGUUCUUUCAGGAGCUGCGGCAAGAAACUGGUAUUGACCUGGAGAACAUAGUCUACUACAAGGACGACACUCACUACUUUGUUAUGACAGCAAAGAAACAGAGUCUCUUGGACAAAGGAGUCAUUCUACAGGACUUUCCAGACACAGAGCAGCUCCUGUCUCGAGGGAACGUGGACCAGGAUGCUUUGCAGGCAUACGCCCGUGAGGCCGCAGAUUUCUCCACCAAUCACCAGCUGCCAAUCCUGCACUUCGCCAUGAACCACUACGGUCAGCCGGACGUCGCCAUGUUCGACUUUACCUGCAUGUACGCAUCAGAAAACGCUGCCUUGAUUCGCCAGCGCCACGGACACCAGCUGCUGGUCACAUUGGUUGGAGACAGUCUGCUAGAGCCCUUUUGGCCGAUGGGGACAGGUGUGGCCCGGGGGUUCCUAGCAGCUCUGGAUUCAGCCUGGAUGAUCAGAAGUUGGGCUCAGGGUGGAGCACCACUAGAUGUCCUGGCUGAGAGGGAGAGUCUGUACCGCCUGCUGCCUCAGACUACUCCAGAGAACAUGCAGAAGAGCAUCAGUCUGUUCACUUUAGAUCCAGUGACAAGAUACGUGAACAUCAGCCCUCUGACCGUCACACCUGCUCAGGUGAGACACCUGGUGGACACAGGUAAAGAGGCGGGGCUAAACACAAGUGAGAGUAAUAUUAUCCGGCUGCCUUCCCCCAGACUUUCAAGACAAGAGUCCUUCUCUCAGUCCAAUCAGCUGCUGACUUGGUGUCAGCAGCAGACUCAUGGUUACAGAGGUGUCGCUGUUUGUGACCUGACUACUUCCUGGAAGAGUGGCCUUGCCCUUUGUGCUCUUAUCCACCGAUGCCGACCAGAUCUGAUAGACUACGACUCUCUGGACGAGUCGUCAGUGGAGGAAAACAUCCACCUCGCAUUUGACGUGGCUGAGCAGGAGUUUGGGAUUUCACCUCUGAUGACGGUGGAAGAGAUGUCGUCUGUUGGAGAACCAGACUCUCUUUCUAUGGUGAUGUACCUGAGUCAGUUCUACCAGCUGCACAAAGAGUCGCUGCACCCUGCUGGCUCCCUGAGUCAGAAUGCUGAUCUGAGAGCAGCUCUCUUCACUCCAGCCUCCCUCCUCAGCAGACUGGGAACCAGUCCGUCCAGGAAGAGAAACCCAAAGGAGCAUGGAGACGCUCUGGGCAAAAGGAGAAGGACGAGUCCGGAGAGCGGAGAGCUGCAGGAGUCACGUGACUUUAAUGGCGACUUUGAUGAUAACUUUGUGGGCGGGACCAGCCGCUCCAGAGUUCGUCUGAUGGCCAAUCAGCUGCAGGCAAAGCUGGACGAGGGCUCUGCGACCUGCGUGACGUCUUCGUCUUCUUCUGCUUCCGCUCUACGUCAGCAGCAGGGGGCGCCAUCCAGCCUCCCCCCCUCACAGUCUGCAGACCCCCCGCAGGCCACGCCUCCUGCACAGUCGUCGUCAUGGAGACCGAAGAAGCGGACCCUCCAGCAGGAGCAGAUGAGUUUCCGCUUCAGGGAAAGGAUCAAGUCUCAGUGGGCCGCCAGCCGGGACCAGCAGUGUCUCCAGCUGUACACCGGUGGAGUGAGCUCAUUGGCUGAGCAGAUAACCAGCCGUUUUCAGCGUCAGCAGCAGACUAGCUUGGUCUCCGUGGGAAGCGACGUCUGUUUCUUCUGCAAGCAGAAGGUUUAUGUGAUGGAGCGUCUGAGCGCCGAGGGGCUCUUCUUCCAUCGCAGCUGCUUCCGUUGUGACUCCUGCAGCGCCCCCCUCAGGCUGGUCUCCUACAGCUACGACCAGGACGCCGGAAAGUUUCGCUGCCUGCAGCAUCCUGACUGCCGGCCGGCCGCUCCCAGGAAGAGAGCGACUCCCACGGGAACAUCGGCGCCGUCUCGGUCCUCAGAUGCGUCCCUCUCCGGCUCUCUGAGCGAGCGCCGCCGGUCUUCAGCUGCGUCUGUGAUGGUGGCGACGCCGGAGCGGAUCGAGCUGGAGAACUGCAGGAAGGAGGAGGAGGAGGUACCAGAGGAGGUCCAGAACCAGGUCAACCUGAGCCAAGGUGUGCAUGUCAGCUCAGAGGAAGAGGAGGAUGAAGGUCCAGGCUGUGAGGAAGAGGAGGAUGAAGGUCCAGGCUGUGAGGAAGAGGAGGAUGAAGGUCCAGGCUGUGUGACCUCACAGGAGGUCAACACUUCGAGACGGGAAACUCUGAGAGAGGAAGAGGAGGAAGAGGAAGGCAGCGCUGAAGACAAGUCCAGCGACGAGGGGGAGUACAGCCCCUGGGAGACGGAGCGCCGCUCGGGUCUGUGGCUCCUGUUAGAGGAGGAAGCAGAGUUUCCUCCUCCUGGCCCACCUGUGCAGCGAGGCUCCGCCCCCUCCCCUCUGACUCCGCCCACUGCCCCAACGCCCUCCACCGCUUCCUUUGCCACCUCAUCUGACUCCACCCCUGACUCUGAUAUCGCCAACACUCCGCUCUCACCUGUGGUCGUCAUGGAGACAGCAGCGCAGAAACGGCCCACAGCAGGGGGGCGGGGCUCGUUUGAUGACAUCACACCUGAGCUGCCCCAGAAGAAGCCGCUGCUCCAGCAAGAGGACCGGGGGGCGGAGCCAGAAGAGGAGGAGGAGUCAGGCGGAGUGAAGAGGCAGAGCCACAGGGAUAGUCCGCCUCCCACCCUCCCUCUGCUUCCUGGAGGCGGAGCUCUCCUCCUCCACCUCAAGAAGCUCCGGGAGGCUCCGCCCCCAGGCCAGGUGGAGCUCGGUGGGGGCGGAGCCAGAGGCCUGUUGAAGGCAGUUCUACCUGGAAACAGAAAGGAACAGAAACGGAGGGGCGGGACUUUACCUGCAGAGAAGUCGAGGAGGCUCCCAACCAAUCACAGCAGGGAUACAGUCGCAGGGGAGGAGUCGACUCUGGAGUCUUCAACGCUUCUGCAGAGAUGUUCGCUAAAACCCGGAAACAACUUGCAGUUGCAGUUGUUCGAUCUCGUGUCUGAACUGCAGAAAGUUUCCGUGGAGGAAGAGGAGGAUGAAGAGGAGAACCAGCAGGUCUACGUCCCUCAUGCUCUGGCCUUCAGGCGGUCGUAUGGUGUCAAGAGGAAGAAGCGCGUGAGGGACAGCGUCCCGGACUCGGAUGGACAGUCUUCCUGUCCCACGGAGGUUCUGGGCGUCCUGGUCCCGCCCAAAGAGCCGUCCAGCCUCAGCGUGAGAGAGGCCAUGUUCCAGAACCAGGAAGGGGACGGAGACGGAGACCUGGACGCCAAAAUCACCCGCCGCGUCCAGAGAGCGGCCAGGAGGCAGGCCAAGAAGGAGCAGCUAAAGAGGCUGCACAAGGCCCAGAUGAUCCAGCGGCAGCUGCAGCAGGUGGAGGUGAAGCAGAGAGAGCUGGAGGAGAGAGGAGUGAUGGUGGAGAAAGCUCUGCGAGGAGAAGCAGACUAUUGGGAGGACUCCAGCCACGGUCCAGACACGGAGCUUCACCUGGGAGGACUGGGCAAACUGGACAACCUGGUUCUGAUGCAGCAGUGGUUCCGGCUGGUCCAGCAGAAGAACUCUCUGGUCCGAUACGAGUCGGAACUCAUGAUCUUCGCUCGGGAGCUGCAGCUGGAGGACCGACAGAGCCGCCUGCAGCAGGAGCUGAGGGAGCGGAUGGCCGUGGACGAUCACCUGAAGGGCGAGGAGCAGCUGGACGAGGAGCGGCGGAUCCUGGAGGAGAUGCUGGAGGUGGUGGAGCAGCGCGACGCCCUGGUGGCGCUGCUGGAGGAGCAGCGCCUACUGGACCGCCAGCAGGACCAGAACCUGGAGGUUCUGCUGGCCGGGGCGCUCAGCUGGGCCUGACGGAACCGGACCAGAACCUGGAAGUUCUGCUGGUUCUGGCUAAAGUGUUAGUUUGGUCUUCA
Poecilia latipinna (sailfin molly) is the source of this 5177-nucleotide messenger RNA. RefSeq names its product protein-methionine sulfoxide oxidase MICAL3-like. The record is from RefSeq and is a predicted model, not a curated record. Gene Ontology annotation, molecular function: protein binding; FAD binding. The coding region runs from base 472 to 5115 and encodes 1547 amino acids. The transcript has 35 exons. Lineage: Eukaryota; Metazoa; Chordata; Actinopteri; Cyprinodontiformes; Poeciliidae.